Molecule: messenger RNA, 3956 nt
Organism: Pecten maximus
Lineage: Eukaryota; Metazoa; Mollusca; Bivalvia; Pectinida; Pectinidae
Exons: 3
Coding region: 229-1170 (313 amino acids)
Source: RefSeq, a predicted model, not a curated record
ACUUUCAGGGUAUUUAAACGGGAAGAUAGUUGUGUGUUGAUCACCUAUAGUUACAGGUAUUUACAACAGGUAGAUCAUUCACGACGUCGUGGUGACAUGAUGACCGCGUAAAGAACAGGCCAUAGUCGGACAGACAAGUUACAGAGGUGGAAUAUAUAACUGGACUGAACUGUAGGACCUUGCUGAUAUCUAAGUGCCAAGUUGAGUGAAAAUUUAUAGUAAUCCACCAUGGAAGAUCCGCGCGUGAAACUGGUGAUUGAUAGAAGUUAUGAAUUCCUGCGACGCCAUCUGGUGGUGACGGUCACCCUGAUCGACCGGUUGUAUGAUGCUGACAUAAUCAACAACUACACACGACACGCCCUCAUCGGCCAAUCCGAUCAAGCACAGAUAGCAACCCUAAUAGGCAUACUGCGCGUGAGAAGCCUAGGGAUGUUCCGGAAGUUCAUCACAAUCCUAAGACUAUGUAACGACGGCUGGAUCGCGGACUCUCUCCUCAACACCCCAAUACAGGAAGCUUGGGGUAAAGGCGCAGGCAGGACUCUCGGAAAGGAAACGAGCAUGCGUGCUUACGUGGAACAGCCAGUGUCUUUAGACAUUACUGGAUUGGCAGAUGCGUAUGUUUGCAAGAGAGAUGCAACGCCAAGUCUACAACACAGACGGGAUGUUGACCUUGUCGAAAAAUACUCCCUAUCUAAACCUUAUAUGUCCGACAUGGAACUUUUACCCUAUCGGUCAUACAUUCCCGCAAUUCCGGCUAGGGUCAACUCCCCGUAUCUGACGUCACAGAUAGUGUCCUCUGAUUACUUCGCACCCGUGCGCCAACCUUUAGCCUACCAGAACAGAUAUGCCUAUGACGAUUUGGCGAGAGUUCCCCGUCACGUAGAGGAGGUUCACAAAACCUUACAGGCCCAGCGCGUGGGGGCAAGCAAGGCCCUGGCGGAUCUGAGACGGGAGGAGUUGGAAAUGAAGAGCGCUCUGGAAUCCAAUGUUCGGGAUCAGAACAAUCUUUAUCACAACCAGCGGCUUUUGUCAGAUCUUGAUCAUCGGCUUCAUCAAAUUGAGACUGACGCUGGUAGAUUGAAGCUCGGCCCCAUCUCGAAUACAAGGGUCAGCUACAAGGUAGAGCCAGUCAUUUCAACGCCGUGGGCUUACAAAACCUAUCGGUACUAAUGUAGACUGGACACAUAGCUUUACAAUCGACAUGUUUUUACCGGUUAUCUCUGCAUUCUGAAUAUGUGUAGCCGACCAAAUAUGUUAACCCCAGUUUCACAAACGUGUCUUUAUCUACAGAAAUCCAUUACUUUGUAUAAUUGGAAAACAUUCAUUUGAUUAAAGAAAGCUUUUUCACUGGAAAACAUUAUUUGUAUAUAAAGUAAUUUUCUUUAACCUUAGAAAUGAUUGCGUUUGAUUUCUUAAAUGAAGAAAAUAUACUGCAACUAACACCAAGGUAAUCUCGAAAUUGUUUCACGGGGAAAUAUUGGUCCAGUUUUUACAGAACUAUUGCUUAAGUUCCAGAAAAUUUUCUUAUCUAUUUGCUUAUAUUACGAUUCUACCUUUCUUUUAUCAGUAAUUUGUUUUGCAGAACUUCAGAAAUAUUUUCCUUUUGGAAAGUCACGAAAAGUUAUUCAUUAACAUUUUAACAUUUCUGAUACUGGGUACAAUAAUCUACUGAUAACCUGUUUAAACAUGUCAUCUUGAUGGUUUUUAAUAGUUUUUUUAUUCCCUGUGGUAUAAAGUAUUUUAACUCUGUAGAUUAGUUAUCUAUAAAGAGUUAGUUGUCUUAUUUAGAGACACGACAAUAGAUGAUCAAACAAUUAAUGUAUAUACUCUAUUUCUUCUACAAUCAAUAUAUAUACAACAUGUAGCAGAUCCACGGCUUUGUCCUUUGACAAGCGUGGUUAGUAAAUUUAUACCAUGACUUAUUGAAAUGGAAUACUCCUCAAAAUACUAUUUUUGUAAUUUAUUUUAUCAUUUUUAAAAUAUGUUAGUAGAUUAAUAGAAAUAAGAAUUCUGCCAUCUCUCAUUCUCAUGAUCAGAUAUAAAACAUGUUAUCAUCUGAAUAUCCCAUAGAUCACGUGACUUACAUAAGAUAUGUUAUUAAUGUAACUUAAUAUCCCAUAGAUCACGUGACUUACAUUAGAUAUGUUAUUAAUGUACCUUAAUAUCCCGUAGAUCACGUGACUUACAUAAGAUAUGUUAUUAAUGUAUCUUAUUAUCCCAUAGAUCACGUGACUUACAUAAGAUAUGUUAUUAAUGUAUCUUAAUAUCCCGUAGAUCACGUGACGUACAUAAGAUAUGUUAUUAAUGUACCUUAAUAUUCCAAAGAUCACGUGACUUACAUAUAUGUAAUAAUCUUUAAAUCCCCACGAUCACGUGACUAACAUAGGAAACAUGUAAUCAUAUUUAUAUACCCUUGAUAAAAUUACUUAUAUAAGAUAUGUAUAAUAGGAUUUUAUGUUUUAUUUCAUGUUAACUGUGCUUGUAUGUAUUCCAAUUGCUAACUGGUAUACAUUUUUAUUAGAAUAUCCGUACUUUUGAGGCAUGAAAGCGACAGUGGCAUAUAUGCUGUGUACCUACACAUAUAUAUAUAGUAUAGCUAGAUAGUAGGGAAUUUCCGUCCGUCAUCAGCUGUGAAUACUGGUCCUCGGCUUGAUCCAUUUAAUCUAUCAACCAAUCGUCAUAUACAUGUAUACUAGUUUACUAACUUUCGGGGAAAUCAGCCUUAAACCCUAAUUUGAACCAGGUUGAAAUGGUUGGAUUUUUAAUAUGUAACUUUGUUAAUAUAAAACUAUAAUUUUACACAAAACAUGUUUUGUUUGAAUAGUUUUGAUAGUUUUGAAGAUUUUAGCCUACAAUUUACAGAAAAUAAGUAGAGUCAAAUGUAUGAUAUUAAUGAUUCAAGAUUUAUUGAGAAUUUGAAUUUAAUUGCAAAACUUACAUUCAGUAUGUUGUUUUUCUUCUAAGUUGUUUGAGGAUAAGAUAUAAUGCCUGACAUAAAGUAAGUAAUGUCUUUACUUCUCAUCCUUACAAUGACACAUGACAAAAUAGCAGACGAAUUGUAUAUCAAGCUACGUUAAAUCAUUUGUUACAACCGAACAGUAUCAGUACCACUUUUCAUGUAUUUCGGAAAACUGUAAUACAUAAGCACAUGUAUCUAGAUCGCUCUUUUAUAUUGACUAGCUUUAAACUUUAAACUAGAAUAGAUUUAUAUCUACCUCAAGCUUGGCCUGAACAUUCCUUCAAUAAUGAUAUAUAUUAUAUAUAUAAGUUCAGGUAAACUCCGUCAACGUUUUUGUUUUAUCAUAAAAGAAUACAGUUUAUAUGAAACAGUUACAAAACACAAGAUGCGCUUGGUAAUCAAUUCAUGAAACAAAAUAUAAAAUAUUGUGGAAAGUAUUUCCAAAUACCACCAAAAGAUCUAAAUAAACAUGAAGUAAGUUUAGUAACAAAAUAAAAAUGGUGUCAUGAACUAAAACAGUUAAAUUGUUCCCAUCUAGAUAUUAAAGAUAAGAUAGUACGAUAUGACAUCUUUCACCUCUAACGACAUAUGGAGUAGCAGCUUCAAAUGUGAACCUUGUCCCGUGUGUGUUAACGAAGCCGCCGAUACACCGUGUCAUCAAUAAAAUCAUAGUACAGGAAAAGUAUGUUGUUUUAGAGUCAUCCUGUUGCUAUACCCUUGUUUGUGAGAUAACUUGUUUGUAAACUUUUGUAUGAUGUUGUUACAUUGUAACAUCCAUAUCCAGUGGGUAUAUAAUGUACAUUGUAAAAUCCAUAUCCAGUGGGUAGAUCAUGUAAUUGUGACAUCCAUAUCCAGUUGGUAUAUCUUGUCUAUGUUAAUCCAUCAUUACCAGUCUUUAAUUGCGAUAACAUUACAUUUGUUACUGUUUUUUCUAAACAACACGUAUUUUGUUAUCUUUUUCCCCUGUAUAAAUAAAGAUUUUCCCUUUAAUUAUAAA